AUGGAGACCCUCAUCUUCGGCAAUCUCACCUCGCCUGCCCUUGCCAGCAACAUUAGGUCCAGUGACCUUAGGGUCACUGCUUCUAUUGCUCAAAUUUACAAGCCCUAUGUCUUAUUAAGGUAUGUUUUUCUUGAUUCUAACUUCUCAAUGUUUUCGCUCUUCUAUAAGAUUCUCAUGGCUCCUUUACUUUCCAUCUUCGUGCUGUUAGUGUUUGUACUCCACGUUGCCUCUGAAUCCACGAGAGAAGUAGUAGAACAAAUCGAUGGAGAAGAAUUCACUGAGGAGUUGCUUUUCAGGUCACUUCUUGAUCAGAAAGCUCUUUCUGAUUUUCACUUCAAGACUAUCCCUUCGAGUCCUUCAUUUGGAGAUUUUGUUGUCUGGAAAGGGGAGACUGCAACUCCUACUCCUGCUCUAGCUUGGUCAACUGAUUCAGGAAAGAUUGCAAGGCAUACUUCCUUAAGGUACAUACUUAAAGAAAAAGAGAAUAAAGGUGGUGGUUCUUCUGUUCAACAACAACAACAUCAAGUUGAUGCUAAGUUGAAGGCCACAGUUGAGAAAGAGGUUGGUAGGAUAAGAGGUUUGGUUGGAUUAGCUUUUUCCACAGCACAGAAGAUUAGGGACAGAAAUACAAAUUGGCUUUCAAAUCAUGGUGAAGAAGCUAAGCUAACAGAGUUGUGUGGCUUUGUGAUGAAAGAUGAAUGA
Lactuca saligna is the source of this 702-nucleotide messenger RNA. The record is from the annotation of a GenBank genome assembly. Lineage: Eukaryota; Viridiplantae; Streptophyta; Magnoliopsida; Asterales; Asteraceae.